This is a messenger RNA of Sclerotinia borealis F-4128, 1278 nucleotides long. NCBI's taxonomy places the organism in Eukaryota, Fungi, Ascomycota, Leotiomycetes, Helotiales, Sclerotiniaceae. The record is from the annotation of a GenBank genome assembly.
AUGACCGUCAUGACUGUGGGGCCUGAUAUUAACAUCGGCGUUACAUCUCUCGCUGUCAUCUGGACUUUGAAUGCCAUGUCAAUCACCAUUGUUAUUGCACGAUGCAUGACACAGAGAUUCAUAUCUCGUCAGUUGGGGCUUAGUGAUGCCUUGGUUGUUCUAUCGAUGUGUGUUAUUUCCUCCAUGGCAGCUUUGAUUACCGUACAAUAUCAUUAUGGAUGGGGACGACAUUACGUAUAUCUCGAUCCAUUUGAUAGGAUUGAUGCCAUGAAAUAUAACGCAAUCGGGCAAUCUUUUGGUGUCAUGGGCUCAACUUUAGGUCGAAUGUCAUUCAUAAUCUUAAUGUUGCAAUUAUUCGGUACAUCCAAAUUGAAGCGUAAAGGUCUCUGGACAUUAUUCUGGGUGCAAUGCAUUCCAAACUGCAUUGUCGUCAUCACUUUAUACAUUCGAUGUCAAGGCAUUCGAGCUCUCUGGGACACAUCCAUCAUAUCUUCAUGCUGGCCCGAAGAAUAUCACACCUAUAUCGGCUACGCACACACGAGUUGGAAUGGUCUUACCGAUCUUUUCUUAACCUGUCUCCCAGCAACCAUGCUAUGGAGUUUACAAAUGAAUCGUCGUAUAAAAUUCGGUUUGAUGUUCUUGCUUAGUCUCAGUUUACUUGCCUUUGUCGGAGUCAUCAUGAAAAUCAUAUACCUGAGAGUUCUUGCCAAUCGAGGAGAUUAUACAUAUAACACCGUCCCUUUCUUCCUAUGGGUACAAGUCGAAUCCAACCUCGUGGUCAUCGCCUCCUCAGUCCCUCUUCUCCGUCAGCUCUUCGUGCGUCUCAAAUCCGGUAAUUUUAAUACGCGUAUUGGUGUUGGGGGAGAUACACGUUCGACGGCGCCCACAUUCGAGCUCUCGGAGUAUAGUGGAAAGUUCAGUGGGGGGUUUGGUGGGUUUGGUGGGAAGAAGAGGUUGAGUCGCGAUUUUAAUGCGUUUAGUCAGAUAAGUGAUGAUGAGGGUGGGGUGUUGAAGGAUGGGGAGGUAGGUGGAGAUGAGGUAGGUGUGGUGGGUGCAAAUUAUGGGUUACCGAUACAGAGAGAAAAAGAGGAAAAAGAGAGGGAAAUCAAAAGCAAAAAGAUAGCAGAGCCAUGGGUAGUCAAAAAAGAAGUUAGCUACAGUGUAAAGGUAGAAGAGAUGAACGAUGGCGACACAGAGAGGGAAAGAGAAAGGGAAAGGGAGAAAGAUAUCGAGAUGGACGACAGAAACCAUAUGUUUGUACCGAAGAGGGGGAGUUAA